Ochlerotatus camptorhynchus is the source of this 967-nucleotide messenger RNA. Its product is annotated as carboxypeptidase B1-like. Gene Ontology annotation, molecular function: metallocarboxypeptidase activity; zinc ion binding. Bases 10 to 966 code for a protein of 318 amino acids. The record is from RefSeq and is a predicted model, not a curated record. Gene Ontology annotation, biological process: proteolysis. The transcript has 3 exons. Lineage: Eukaryota; Metazoa; Arthropoda; Insecta; Diptera; Culicidae.
UACAGUAAAAUGAACUACGACCGGACCGCAAUCUUCAAGCAGUAUUUAAGCCACGACGAAGUGAACCAAUACUUGACGGAUUUAGUGCAAAAUUAUGCAAAUAAGGUCGAAAUUUUCACCCGUGCCAGCUCGUACGAGGGACGUGAAAUACAAACCGUUCGCAUCAGUUCGGACGUCCAGCGGAAAAAGACCGGCCGAUUCUGUGUACUGAUAGAUGCCGGAAUUCACGCCCGGGAAUGGAUUACAAUAUCGGUGGCUCUGUACGUGGUCCAUCAGCUGGUCGAGCGGGAUGCAAUCAACUCACGGGUGUUGCGGAAUUUCGACUGGAUCGUUCUGCCCCUGUUGAAUCCCGAUGGCUACGAGUACAGCCGACAACAUAACAAAAUGUGGCGCAAGACGAGACGGCCCCUGGGAGUGAGCCGAUGCGUUGGAGUGGAUUGCAACAGAAAUUUCAACGUUUCGUGGGGAAUUGGAACACCACGGUCCUGUUCACUGCUGUAUCGGGGCGAACGGCCAUUUUCCGAGCAGGAAACCUGCAAUUUACGGGACAUUCUUCGGAGGCUUCGACCCAACUGUCAAUUUUACCUGUCGCUGCAUUCGUACGCGCGAGCGAUCCUAUAUCCACGGGCGUACUCAAGAACCCUCCCGUACAACUGGAAAAACCAACACGAAGUAGCCCAGGCCGGUGCGAAUGCAAUCCUUCGUGCCACCGGCCUCAAGUAUCGGUGCGGCAGUGCGUCGUCCUUUCUCAACAUCGCCGUCGGAGGGUCGAGCAUCGAUUAUGCCCACGACAUCGAGAAAGUCCCGUUUGCGCUGGUCAUGGAAAUAGCCAGCAAGGGAUUCCAUGCGCCCGAGACGAACAUUGCCCGCAUUUGCGACGAAACCUGGAUCGGCAUCCAGGCCAUGGUCAUGCAGGUGGCCAUCAGCCCGAAGAUUUCUUUCACUCGUAGCAAAACGACACUCUGAG